AUGGCCUGGUUAGUUGAUGAGUUCCGAGGGCAAUCAACUGUCUAUGGGAAGAUCUCCGUCGCGAUCUACAGCUUCAUCAUCAUCUUCGGAAGCCUCACCACCAUCAUGGGCAUGAUUGCCCCCAUUGCUUCAGCUGACUGCAUGGCGGAUUCCUUUUCACCAGACCAUCCCAAGAAGGGGCAAGUCGACCAGCUGGUUUGGUUCAAAGCCAUAGGUCGCACCUCCGGUGCUUUGGGAACCACCUUUCUCCUUGCCGUCUACAUGCUUGGACAUAAUACCAAGUCGUGCCUUCUCCUGUUCGCGUGGGGAUUUCUCAGCUACCUGAACUUUGCGGUGGUGAUACCGAACGAUCUCCUGGAGUCGGGCGGCUCUGAAGCAGGUCAGACAUGCAUGCAAAAUGUGCGAACGCAGGUCGCUGCCUUUGCAGUCUUGGAAGCUCUCUGUGUGCUGUGUGCCUGGCUGGAGGAGCGGUCCAGACCAUGCCGCUCUAAUAUGCUACCCUUGAAUACUGCAACUGAAGUGUAG
Messenger RNA from Symbiodinium sp. CCMP2456, 525 nucleotides. The record is from the annotation of a GenBank genome assembly. NCBI's taxonomy places the organism in Eukaryota, Dinophyceae, Suessiales, Symbiodiniaceae.